Molecule: messenger RNA, 2112 nt
Organism: Anopheles funestus (African malaria mosquito)
Lineage: Eukaryota; Metazoa; Arthropoda; Insecta; Diptera; Culicidae
Gene: Ctr1A
Product: high affinity copper uptake protein 1
Exons: 6
Coding region: 579-1328 (249 amino acids)
Biological process (GO): copper ion transmembrane transport
Cellular component (GO): membrane
Molecular function (GO): copper ion transmembrane transporter activity
Source: RefSeq, a predicted model, not a curated record
ACAUUUUAUAGCAACCAUAUUUUGACCACACGCACACCAAAGCGAACCAGCUGUCAUUCCGCGCUAUUGUCAAAACCGUUCUUCGGCGAUUCCGAUUCCCGUACCAGCCCUGGUGCACAGUUAGGUCGAGUUAACGCAUCUCAAUACUGCAAAAACAAGACGUGAAAGACGUCGUUCCGUAGGUUAGUGGGACCGAUUCCAGCCAUUUUGCGUCAUGGUGCCAAUCGAUAGUGCCCUGCACAAUCGGUGAUUUUAAUUCGUUUAACUUGGUGCGGUGCUGCUAGCCGUGUCUGCAGUAAAAGCAUAAAGGUUUUUUUUAGUGUACCCGGAACUGAAUCAUUGAAUGGCAAGGCGCCCAGUUUCCUGUGGUUAACAACGCUUGCAGCCACGACGCGACAAGUGCAACGAUUCGCUAAAGGCGCAGGCUGACAUUGAAAGAACUUUUAGUCUUCCCCGGUAACGAUUAUUCUGCCUAGUAAUUCCCGACACUCCCGCCACCGGGUAGGGAAGAAACGGCUGUAAAUCACGAAUCAGCAAGCGACCACCGGCUACUAGUAACGUUGACGGUAGUACCAUACAUGGACCAUUCGGAGCACCACGACUAUAGCCAGCACGCAAACAUGUCGAGCGGAGGUGCACACGCAGGACACGCCGGUCAUACAACGGUUGAUCACAGCGCACACGAUCACACGAUGAUGGAUCAUGGAGCGCACGGUCAACAUCAUGGAGCUGGUGCAGGAGGUCCGGCCGGUAUGGUACACCAUAUGAUGUCGAUGUCGUUUCACGGCGGCUACGAUGAGACGAUCCUUUUCGAACAGUGGAAAAUCGAUAGCCUUAGCGGGUUGCUCUGGUCGAUGUUGCUCAUCUUUGUAAUGGCUGCACUGUACGAGGGCCUGAAAUACUACCGGGAGCAUCUGUUCUGGCGGACUUAUAAUGCACUCCAGUAUCGUCCCGUCACGGUGACGGAGAAAAGCAAUGGCAAUGGUGUGCCGGCGGUUCCCGGCACCUCGACCGCUGAACGGGGUGCGGGCGAUGGUCUUAAUGGUGCGGGUAGUGGUGUCGGUGGAUCGAACGAGGAGGGUGCCCGAAUCGUGCACAUGGUUGGUGAAGUGAUCCACAAGCAGCCACCGACGAUGCUGUCACUGAUGCACCUUUAUCAAACGUUCCUGCACAUCCUUCAGGUCACGACUAGCUUCCUGCUGAUGUUGAUCUUCAUGACGUACAACACGUGGCUGUGUCUAGCGGUUGUGCUCGGUGCCGGUCUCGGAUAUUUCCUGUUCGGUUGGAAAAAGUCUGUCAUCGUCGACGUUACCGAGCACUGUCACUAAGGCACACAGGAAGCGAAACAUUGAACCCAAGCAACUGGAAUUCGAUGGAUGUGUUGGAUCAACCGGUAAAUUGCUGUACCUGUAAGUGGCGACGUAUGUCUGCUUGUUGCAGAACACUGUUACGAUCGCGCUGUAUUGCGUUUGGUACCUUUUUGGCCGGGAAAUCCUGUUCAACCCAUCGAGUCGGCUUUUCCGCUAGCGGGCUUACAUAUGAAUCUAUAUGGUACUAUACAGUAACACAAGGAAGGAGGAGCAAACAUCGAAAAACAAAGACACUACACUAACGUUGGGUAGAUUUGCAAAAGGCAACAAAAAAAAACAAACAGGUCCGGAGGUUUGUCUGGUAGCAUCAAUUUAAUUGCAGUGCUAGGAAACGGAUCAGCGUAUAAAUUAGGCAUGUGUAUCCUAGGGGGAAUAGAAUGCUCUCCCGUGUACCAUGUGAGGUAUGUAAUACGAAUUUACCUGUUGAUUGAUUGGAUGCAAAGCUUCCCGGUGUUGUGUCGGAUGUGCGUUUGUUCGCGCACAGUCGGAAACGGUUGGAACAGAUUUGUUCCAGUUGUGUAUAGCAACUGGAAACUGUCAUGCGGCAACAAAGGAUAGUUUAAAAAAGAUCGAACCCGUUGUUGAUACAUGUUAUGCUCAAACAGAAAACAGAGAGAGAGAGAUAGAAAAAGAAACAUAAGACAUAAAACAUCCUAACGAAAAUGCUGAUAACAAACAGUUUUUUGUAAAUAUCCUAAUCAAACAGGUGCCGAGUUUUGGUCGCAUUCAAAAAAAAAACAAA